Messenger RNA from Drosophila navojoa, 2651 nucleotides. It is a transcript of the gene ple, whose product is annotated as tyrosine hydroxylase ple. Gene Ontology annotation, cellular component: perikaryon; cytoplasm; axon. Gene Ontology annotation, biological process: dopamine biosynthetic process from tyrosine. NCBI's taxonomy places the organism in Eukaryota, Metazoa, Arthropoda, Insecta, Diptera, Drosophilidae. Gene Ontology annotation, molecular function: iron ion binding; tyrosine 3-monooxygenase activity. The record is from RefSeq and is a predicted model, not a curated record.
CAGGGGCAUGCAUUGAUUCGCUAACAUUCGCUCUAAAGACUUGCCAAGCCCUCUGUGUGGUCAAGUAGUUUGCUGCUCUGUAUUGUUGUAAUAAAAUCUUAGCUGAGACAAGGAUUCCCAACACAACUCGUCAAGUUUUAUCCAUAACGAAAAACACACAAACUAGUGUCGAGUUACGCGUUAAGGAUUAACGAUUGAUCUGGAAAAACGCCAACGCAAAAGUUCAACGUGCUGUGAUUGGAGAGUUCUUCAGUUUAGCUAAAUUCUAGACGCAAACAGAGUUCAGUACCAGGAGCGCAAUCGUCAGGCAAUUAAGCAGUGAAAGUGAUCAAUUUCGAGUGCUUAUUUGCAAAACAAAAUAAAAACAAAAUCAACAAAUCCCAAAUAGUAUUCAAAGUGCUAUACUUUGCAUAAAUUUUUGAGAAAUUUUCAUUAAACUUUAUUAAAAACCCAACAACAACAACAACACAAAACACAAAAUGAUGGCCGUUGCAGCUGCUCAAAAGAAUCGCGAAAUGUUCGCCAUUAAGAAAUCCUACAGUAUUGAGAAUGGGUAUCCAUCCCGUCGCCGCAGCCUUGUGGACGAUGCUCGCUUCGAGAGCAUCGUGGUCAAGCAGAACAAACAAACGGUGCUCGAGGAGGCACGCAGCAAGGCGAACGAUGCCUCGCUUGAGGAGUGCAUUCAGCAGGCAAAGGGCGAGCAUGUGCCCGCCGAGCAAAAUGUUGAGCUGCAGGAUGAGCAGCCCAACUUGGAGCUGCCGCUGGAGGAUGAAUAUGUUGCAGUUAAUGACAUUGAAACUGAGGCAACAGUUGAAGAUUGCGCUGAGCAGGAGUCAGCCGAUGAUGAAGCGCCCCCAAAGAACGAUUAUGGCCUCACCGAGGACGAGAUUGUUCUGGCUAAUGCCGCCUCCGAGUCGCCAGAGGCGGAGGCCGCUGUCCAGAGCGCCGCCCUUGUGGUGCGCCUCAAGGAGGGCAUCUCGUCGCUGGGUCGCAUCCUCAAAGCCAUCGAGACAUUCCACGGCACCGUCCAGCAUGUGGAGUCGCGUCAAUCGCGCAUCGAGGGCGUCGGCCACGAUGUGCUCAUCAAGCUGGACAUGACGCGCGGCAAUCUGCUGCAGCUGAUCCGCUCGCUGCGCCAGUCGGGCUCGUUCAGCAGCAUGAACUUGAUGGCCGAGAACAAUAUCAGCGUGAAGGCGCCCUGGUUCCCCAAGCACGCCUCCGAGCUGGACAACUGCAACCAUCUGAUGACCAAAUAUGAGCCCGAUUUGGACAUGAACCAUCCCGGCUUCGCCGACAAGGUCUAUCGCCAGCGCCGCAAGGAGAUUGCCGAGAUUGCGUUCGCUUUCAAAUACGGCGAUCCUAUUCCUCACAUCAACUACACCGAGGUGGAGGUCAAGACCUGGCGCUCGGUGUUCCGCACCGUUCAGGAUCUGGCGCCUAAGCAUGCCUGCGCCGAGUAUCGUGCCGCCUUCCAGAUGCUGCAGGAUGAGAAAAUCUUUGUCGAUCAUCGUCUGCCCCAGCUGCAGGAAAUGUCCGAUUUCCUGCGCAAGAACACUGGCUUCACUCUGCGCCCGGCUGCCGGUCUGCUAACAGCCCGUGACUUCCUCGCCUCGCUGGCCUUCCGCAUCUUCCAGAGCACCCAGUAUGUGCGUCACGUCAACUCGCCCUUCCACACGCCCGAGCCCGAUACCAUUCACGAGCUGUUGGGUCACAUGCCGCUGCUGGCCGAUCCCAGCUUUGCCCAGUUCUCGCAGGAGAUUGGCUUGGCCUCGCUGGGCGCCUCUGAUGAAGAAAUCGAGAAGCUCUCCACGGUCUACUGGUUCACUGUUGAGUUCGGUCUCUGCAAGGAACACGGCCAGGUCAAGGCCUACGGCGCCGGUCUGCUGAGCGCCUACGGUGAGCUGUUGCACGCCAUUAGCGACAAGUGCGAGCAUCGCCCAUUCGAGCCGGCAGCCACAGCUGUGCAGCCGUACCAGGAUCAGGAAUAUCAGCCCAUCUACUAUGUGGCCGAGAGUUUCGAGGAUGCCAAGGAUAAGUUCCGUCGCUGGGUCAGCACCAUGUCGCGUCCGUUCGAGGUGCGCUUCAAUCCACACACCGAGCGCGUCGAGAUCUUGGACUCCGUUGACAAGCUGGACACAUUGGUCCAUCAAAUGAAUACGGAGAUUCUGCACUUGACCAAUGCCAUUCACAAGCUGCGGCGUCCAUUCUAGAGCGAAGACUCUACGAAGCCCCAUUCACAAUAACAGCGAACCACAGCAAUCCCUCCCAAGCAUAUACAGGUGCAACGGUCUCAUUUUAUACAAAUUAAUUUUAAAUUGACAUACCACCAUACACACACACUCACGCGCACAAUUACGCAUGUAUUACCCUGGAAAAUAAUGCUGAUGUGAAAAGCGUUUUAGAUGAAUAUUUUCAGUUUUCCUUUUGGCUUAUUUUCCCAAGUUCACCUUCCACCUCCACUUUGUGCAUUGCAUAUUUAUUAUCCCAACUAAAUAUUAUUGGACCAAAAAAUCGUUAGACUUUUAAGAUGCCACACCCACCCACAUGCACACGCACACGCACACGCACACAUGCACAUCCACACAGAUUAUACUCAGUCCACAUAUUGUUUUUUUCGUAUUAUUUUUUUCAUAUAAUUAUUUACUUGAAAU